Brienomyrus brachyistius is the source of this 3527-nucleotide messenger RNA. Its product is annotated as potassium/sodium hyperpolarization-activated cyclic nucleotide-gated channel 1-like. The transcript is spliced from 12 exons. Gene Ontology annotation, biological process: potassium ion transport; transmembrane transport. NCBI's taxonomy places the organism in Eukaryota, Metazoa, Chordata, Actinopteri, Osteoglossiformes, Mormyridae. Bases 989 to 2944 code for a protein of 651 amino acids. Gene Ontology annotation, cellular component: membrane. The record is from RefSeq and is a predicted model, not a curated record. Gene Ontology annotation, molecular function: voltage-gated potassium channel activity.
CUUAAUAAAACAAUGUAUUGUAAUAUAUCCAAGUGAAUUGCGUGACUUUUUUAAUUUGUUCGAACGAUUUUUUAAAAGCGUGACAGCUCUACGAAGACAUUGGAAGCUGAUGUACAUUAUAUUGAAAGACAUUACAUUACAUACAGUGGGGAUUAAAUACGAAUUGCCGACUUGCAACUUGCACAAGUUGAAUGACCCCUCAACUCGUACUUUUGAGUUGGAACUUUGGAAAUACUUUUGAUACCCAAGUUCCCGAGCUUGGACAGGACACUUUCAAUUUUAAAUGGUAUUUAGAGGCUUUCAGGACUCCCUCAACGCUUUGCUAAACCUUCAGUAAAGCUCCAGUUACAGCUGAAGAAAAGCAGCCUGCGCCACAUUUGGAGACGCUGCCUGCACCACACAUCACAGUGGUUCUUUGCAGGCCAUGGCUUUUGCAGUAGGAUGCAACCAAGAAGAUAUCAGGAAAAUCUUAAAGGAACAGCUAAACUUUAUUUGGAGCCACUUUACUUGCAGAGUGGUGGCUCUGAGUUUAGGGAUCUAUGCCUGCCAUUGGAAGGUUGCUGGAAGGUUCGAAUCCUGUGAAUGUCGGCAGUGAUUCUACUCUGUUGGGCCCUUGAGCAAGGCCCUUAACCUGCAAUUGCUUUGUCCUGGCUAUGAUAUUAAUCUACAUCCAGUCCUGUAAGCAGGUUCUCCAACUUCCAGGGAAAAUUUGGGGGUUGGUGGCAGGAUUGGCAUUCCAGCCCCCAGGAGAAUCUUCACACUGUUCCAUUUGGACUAAUGCAGUGCUGAGACGCACCGAGUGCUGCAGCGCAAGAGGCAAAGGCUUAGAGUGUCGCUGUCUGGGGAACAAUUUAUUUUUGCAAUUUUUUUGGAGGAUAUUAUUUACCUGCAUCUUUAAGGAAAUAACAACUAUAGAACAGAAGUACGACUUCCAAUAGGAUUUCCUUCUGAGGAAAGAAACCAGGUACAGCACCAUUCUUGUGAUGCUAUGGACACCAUGGUGACUGUUUCAUCAACAGGUGAGGACAAUUCCUCUACAAAUGUGGCCUCCCACCGCAGAUAUGGCAAUUCCCGUACAGCAAACGCAAACCACUUCCAUUUGGAUACCAUGAGGAACUAUUCUGAGCCAACUCGGAGGCCCUCAGGGAACUCUCUCGCUGCUGUCAAAUCUGGUGAAUCAAGAGACUCUUCCAGAAAGGCAAGCAGUGCUACUAAUGAGCCCCUGGCUGGAACCAGAGGCAUCCCUGUGGCCUCCCAGGGUGAUGUCACACAAGAUGGGGAGGGACACACCUACGUCGACAACUCCGGCUGCAUCUAUAGGCAUAUCUCACCCAUGCUGGUGCCGUCGAUCAACAAGUUCUCCCUGCGCAUGUUUGGCAGCCAGAAGGGGGUGCUCAUGGAGCAGGAGAGGGUGAGGUCCCUUGGCAUAUGGAUCAUCCACCCAUUCAGUGAAUUCAGGUUCUCCUGGGACUUCUUGAUGCUGGUCCUGAUGAUUAUAAACUUGAUAACCUUGCCAUUUGGAAUCACAUUCUUUGACAGUGAUGACAGCUCAUGGUUUGGAAUCAUUUUUGGUGUCAUUAGUGACAUUCUGUUCCUGUUUGAUCUGUUAUUCAACUUCCGUACUGGCCUCCUGAAAGAGGAUACCUCCGAGGUUGUGCUGGAUCUAACUGCCAUCCGCCAGAACUACUUCCAGACCUGGUUCGCUGUGGACCUUGUGUCUUCCAUGCCUGUGGACUACAUUUUCCUCUUCGUGGACUUGGACGACCAUAUGGACUCAGACAUGUACAAAACGGCUCGUGCACUGCGUGCCAUGCGUUUCACAAAGGUCCUCAGCCUGCUCCGUCUGCUGCGGCUGUCUCGACUUAUCCGAUACCUUCGCCAAUGGGAGGAGAUCCUCAAUACGAAGUAUGACAAGGCCAGCGCACUGCUGCGCAUCACCAACCUCAUUGGUAUGAUGCUACUGCUAUGUCACUGGGAUGGCUGUCUGCAGUUCCUGGUACCCAGCAUGCAGGACUUCCCAUCCCACUGCUGGGUGGUCAAGAAUGACUUGGUGAACCAGACCUGGGUUGCACAGUACUCAUUUGCCCUUUUCAAGUCCAUCAGCCACAUGCUGUGUAUUGGCUAUGGUGUCCACGCUCCGGAGGGCUUAGUGGAGGUUUGGCUCACCAUGCUCAGCAUGAUGGUGGGAGCGACCUGCUAUGCUAUGUUCCUGGGCCACGCCACCACACUCAUUCAGUCACUAGAUGCAUCUCGUCGGCAGUACGAUGAGAAGUAUAAGCAGGUGGAGCAGUACAUGGCAUAUCAUAAGCUGCCCGCAGACCUAAGGCAAAGGAUCCAUGAUUAUUAUGAGCACCGGUUCCAGGGGAAGAUGUUUGAAGAAAGCAGAAUCCUACGGGAGCUGAGCGACCCAAUCAGAGAGGAAAUUGUGAACCAUAACUGCCGCCACUUGGUGACCAAUGUGCCACUAUUUGUUUCUGCGGACCCAAAUUUCGUAUUUGCCGUGAUGACCAAGCUCUGCCUCGAGGUCUUCCUACCUGGGGAUAUCAUCAUACGCGAGAGUUCGGCGGCGCGCAAAAUGUACUUCAUCCAGCAUGGCACUAUCAACGUGACCACCUCCGAUAAUGAGGAGCUGAGCCUCACCGAUGGGGCUUAUUAUGGUGAGAUGUGUCUGCUGACCCGAGAAGACAGCACAGCCACUGUCUUGGCCGAGACCUACUGCCGCCUUUACUCCCUGUCAGCAGAUGACUUCCAUGAGGUGCUGGAAGAGUACCCCUUCAUGAAACAGAUCUACGGAAUUGAUGAUGCGGAUAACCCAAGACACAAUGAUAAAAGAGAGGAGCAGUUGCUGCAGCAGAAUAGCAUGGCAGGAGAAGGCACUAUGACAUCUCCAGACUCAUCCCAGUGUGACACUGAGUUAGGUGGACAGGCCAGCAAAUAUGGUUAAUGAAUGUUAUAUUUCUACAUUAAAACUGACUCCAGCCAAAGCAGUGGAGCAAGAAUUAGCAUAAGCACCCCUAACCCAAACCCAACCUGCCUCCUGCCUGCAGUUCUCUUACUCCAGACCUUUUCCAGAAUGUAUACAGUCCCACACUCAGCCCCUCCUCUUUUAGCUCCAGGUCUCUUCCUAGAUAGUUUUGUUCUUAAACCCCUCUUAUUUUAUAUCCUGUGUUUGUAUUUAACUCUUUAACCUACGUUUCAUCAUACUUUGCACACUUUUAUAUGUGAGCAAAUUGCCUUUAGACACUGUAAUGACAAGAAGACACAUGUUAUUUCAUUAUAUGUAUAUAAUAUAAUAUUUAAAAUAAAUAUUUAUACACCUUAUAAGAAAGCAAGUGUUUCUGUCGUUCUUAAUUUAAAGUUACAAUCAAUUCUAAAAUUGAAAGCAUCUCUGCACAUCCCUACUGCCCUGUCUUAAUUGAUGACAAGACAUGUUAAGCUGUUUGCAGCUAUUCUGGUUGCUUGUGUUUAUGUUGGUUUCCCUUAAUUUUUGUAAGGUUUUGUAAUAUGCCUAUUGGAUUAUAUUAAAC